Gastrolobium bilobum is the source of this 2162-nucleotide messenger RNA. Its product is annotated as protein PSK SIMULATOR 1-like. NCBI's taxonomy places the organism in Eukaryota, Viridiplantae, Streptophyta, Magnoliopsida, Fabales, Fabaceae. The coding region runs from base 301 to 2013 and encodes 570 amino acids. Gene Ontology annotation, biological process: positive regulation of growth. The record is from RefSeq and is a predicted model, not a curated record. The transcript has 2 exons.
CAGGCCAAACAGCAACAAUGUCAUUUCCGCAUCCGGCACCAAACACACUAAAAAGAAGGAGCAAUUACCAAACCCAAUCAACCACUGAACUGUCAACGUAAUAUCCACGUUCCCCAGAACCCCAUAUUCCUCGUUUUCACCGAAUAUUCUCUCUCUCUCUCUCUCUCGUUUCAGCCGUGUGACUCAGGGGACGCUCUACUAUUGUCCUCUCUCUCUCCACCCUUCAAUUUCUUCUCCUUCAACUUAAUGCCACUCCAGGGAUGCUGAGUGUUUAUUAGGAUUAUUGAUUAGGAGAUAUCAAUGGGAGGUGAAACGGUGAAUGGAUCAUGGUUCAGUGCUUUGUGGCCCAUCUCCCGCAAGAGUGCAUCAGAUAACAAGGCAGCAGUUGGAGUUUUGGGAUUAGAAGUUGCGGGCUUGAUGUUGAAGGUGGUUAAUUUAUGGCAGUCUUUGAGUGAUGGGGAGGUAUUGAAUCUGAGGGAAGGGAUAGUGAACUCAGUUGGGGUCAAAAUGCUGGUGGCUGACGAUGAUGAUUACUUAAUGGAACUUGCAUUGAAUGAGAUACUUGAUAACUUUCAAUCCCUUGCACGGUCUGUGGCCAGGUUGGGUAAGAGGUGCAUGGAUCCAGUCUAUCAUCGUUUUGAUCAUUUUGUUGGUAACCCGGCUCAAAAUUAUUUACAGUGGUCUGGGUGGGAAUAUAAAUGGAAAAGGAUGGAGAGGAAAGUUAAGAAAAUGGAAAAGUUUGCUGCCGCUAUGACUCAAUUUUGCCAAGAGCUUGAGGUACUGGCAGAGGUUGAACAGACUUUCAGGAGAAUGCAGGCAAAUCCUGAAUUGCAUCGGGUGAAAUUGCUCGAGUUUCAGAAGAAGGUCGUGUCGCAUCGACAGGAAGUGAGAAAUCUGAGAGAUUUGUCUCCCUGGAAUAGAAGUUAUGAUUAUGUUGUCCGGUUGUUGGCAAGAUCACUGAUUACAAUACUGGAGAGGAUCAUACUUGUCUUUGGAAAUAUUCACCUACCAACUUUACAGCAACAAAAUGAUUCUCAGCAUAUGAAUGCUGAUAAUCUUCUGCGCAGUCAUUCCUUUUCUGCUCUUAUGCAUUAUUCUGUUCAUCCUUCUGAGAAUGAUCUCUAUGGAUUCAAUUCAGGAACUGUUGGGAGGAGGCCAAUAUCAAACUCAGGCUUUUUAGUUGACAAGAGCAAAAGAAAUAAGAAAAAGCAGCAGGCUCUUCAUCCACCAGUUAUAUGUGGAAAUCGUCUGCAUUCAGAAAGCAAGCAGUUUGGACAUAUUGGGGCCUUUAUAGGUUGCAUGUCUGUUGCAAACAAUUCUCCUGUCAUACAGAGCUGUGUGCAGACAAAUGGUGGGUCUAUGAGGUUGAAUGAUUGUCAUUUGAAAUAUAUUGAUAAAAUGAAAACAGUGGAUAAAUUAUCUCUCUCCAACAGGAUGAGAAUAUAUUCUAAAUUAUCCAUCAACAAUCGGUUAAAGCCAACAUCACUUACCCUUGGUGAUGCAGCUUUAGCCCUACACUAUGCAAAUAUGAUUGUGUUGAUCGAGAGGAUGGUGUCAUCACCUCACCUGAUUGAUCUUGAAUCAAGAGAUGAUCUGUACAGUAUGCUUCCGACUUCUAUAAGAGCUGUUCUGAGGUCUAAGCUUAAGUGGUAUGCGAAAAGUAAAUCUUACUCCAUCUAUGAUGCAAACCUUGCAAAAGAAUGGAGUCUGGUACUCGCACAGAUAUUGGAAUGGUUGGCUCCACUUGCACAUAACAUGAUAAGGUGGCAUUCUGAGAGAAAUUUUGAGAAGGAGCUUACAACUUUGAAGUCAAAUAUUUUACUCGUCCAGACUCUUUACUUUGCAAAUCAAGCAAAAACUGAAGCUGCAAUGAUCGAUCUUCUUGUAGGUCUUAACUAUGUAUGCAGGAUUGAUAGAAAAGUUGGCAUAAGAGAUACACUGGAGUUUGCUUGCACUAGAUCUUUUAACGAUGUUAGUUUAAGAAAGAAUGGACUGUACAAUAAAUUUUUAUAGACUAUGAUGUUUCCAAUGUCCAGAGGUUGAAUGCCAUCAGCGUUGUAUAGCUAUUGUUUUAAAAUGAAAGGCUUUGCCAAAAUAGUGCUUUUAAUAUUAGUAGGUUGAUUAAAUCCUUAGGUUAUGUUUGGAUGAAUCAAUUUAGUUUA